Papilio polytes (common Mormon) is the source of this 448-nucleotide messenger RNA. RefSeq names its product reversion-inducing cysteine-rich protein with Kazal motifs-like. NCBI's taxonomy places the organism in Eukaryota, Metazoa, Arthropoda, Insecta, Lepidoptera, Papilionidae. Gene Ontology annotation, molecular function: metalloendopeptidase inhibitor activity. The transcript is spliced from 4 exons. Gene Ontology annotation, cellular component: plasma membrane. Gene Ontology annotation, biological process: extracellular matrix organization. The record is from RefSeq and is a predicted model, not a curated record. The annotation marks the transcript as partial.
GUGCUUCCUGAGAAAGGAUGCCCCACUUAACACAAAGAACUUCGUACCAUAUGACGCUGCUAAGCUGCAUUGCUGUGAAAAGGCGGUGACGAUAAAUUGCAAGAAACUAUGUUUUGAGACGUACAACAUCGGAUGGCCGACCAAUGGACAGAAGUUUUAUAGCGACUGCCUCGUCGACCCGCAGGAGAUGAAACUCAUUGAAUGCAUUGAAGAAGUGGAGGCGCCUUGCUCGUUGGGGUGCGCAGGGCUAACGUACUGCAGCCAGCUCAACAACCGGCCCACCACGCUGUUCCGCGCUUGUUCCGCACAGGCAGACCUCAACGCACAUGUUGCCGUCGCCGAGAGGAAGGACAAAGGAUCUGUUCUUAUAUCAGGCCUCAAUUUACCGCUGAAGAAUUCCUCUCAGUGUCCGACGGAUCUUUGGAAGAGCGUUGCUUGUACACUGCAC